This is a messenger RNA of Varroa destructor (honeybee mite), 3340 nucleotides long. RefSeq lists its product as uncharacterized. The record is from RefSeq and is a predicted model, not a curated record. The transcript is spliced from 4 exons. The coding region runs from base 2000 to 2839 and encodes 279 amino acids. NCBI's taxonomy places the organism in Eukaryota, Metazoa, Arthropoda, Arachnida, Mesostigmata, Varroidae.
UGAGUUAUGACAUUUCCGAAUAUCGAAAUAUUUUUUGCGUGAUACCGAAUCAUACUUAUCCGAUGUAAACACUGACACUGUUACAGGUAAUAACCCUUUUUAAGAGCCCCUAUAACUAUGGGUGACACACCUGGGGGGAGACAGGACAGCAUUGUUCAGUUUAGGUAAACUUUCCAGUUAUUUACUCGCUUCGUAAGAGUUCUAUAGAUAUUUGGCCAUUUCAGUUAAAGAGGCAUUACUAUUUAUUAAUACCAACUGUUAAAUCAAACUGUAUGUAAUACGUAACAGUAACAAUAAUCGCAUCGUGUAUUCCCAAGCAGAAAGCGUCUGGUAUUUUAGAACGGUAUUAUGCCUCUGCGAACAGCACUUCCAUUCGUAUAUAUCGUGAUAAGUAGUGCAACAGCAAGCAUCAGUAAAUAACAUCGCGGUUAUUGCGGAUAGUGUUUUCACAAAAGGCCCAGUCAGCGUCGUCAGAAUCAUGUGUCCAUUUGGACGGCCGCUAGCUCAUUAGUAGAUCUAUCUCAUGUCAAGUGAUUCUGAUCCAUAAGCACUUAACCCAUUUAUUUCACGAUUGCAAUCAGUGUAAUGGUUACGAUUACAAGAGGAACUGCAUGCACUUCUAAGAUCAUUAUAACCAAUCGGUUGGAAGUCCUAAAUGAAGCGUCAUAUUAUAACCAGUAUUCUCGUAGGAGAGUCAUACUAAUAGCGCCAUGUUAUCUAAUGAAAUAACGACCGGGAAAUGCACGUUGGUUGACUGUGUGGAUGUUCUCUACUUGAUGCAGAAUAUCUAAUAGGCUGACGUUUACCUCAUUAUAGUAGAUUAAAUUGUUAUUUGCUGUUUUAUUCGUUUUGCUGGAAAAGGCUACUUUUAUUGGACCAUUCUGGUUUUCUGCUUUGAUUCGAUUGUACUAGUUAUUCUUUUUUUUUCGUUUCGUGUUUUUUUUUGCUGAAUAAUUCCGGCAGACGAUGCAGCAUCUGCAGUGAUUGCCGACUAAGAGAUCGGUACUUGUUCAACUUAUGACUCUGCAAUAAAUAUAGUGCUUUGGGUUUUGAUCAAUUCGUCGGUUACUAUCAGCCAAGUAGUGGUGUCUAACCUAUAAUCAUCGGUGACGACAUUCUAAUUAACAAAUACACAAAUCACUAAGUUUAACACCUGGUUUUAACCCCUGUUACGGCUGAAAGAUUCCACGCACAUAACUAUCGUACAUAUAGGUACAUAAACUAACGACACACCAAAUCGCUAUGCAUUUUAUAAAGCUGGAGCAGCCUAGCUUUUUGCUUCAGCACACAGUCGUACGCAACAGAAUCGGCUGUCUACAUUUUCAGCAGAAUGACUUCCCACCAACUAGGUUGAGCGUGCAAGUGCUCUUACAUUGUCGUGUCCUUGCUUUCACUUUGUACCAAUAUUAAACGUGUACUAUCUAGAUACUAGUUCGAUCUUAACAAAAAAUCAACAAAUGAUUAAAGUAAUUAUUAAACACCCAUUAUGACUAUUAGCACCACAAGCAGUACUACCGGCAAACAGAGGAUCCUUGAUAGUUGUUAUAAUCUAAUUCCGCUUUCACUAGUUACUACCAGCGCUUCUGUCGGUGUGGGUGCAGCGCUUCGAAACAGAAGACCCAGCAGUCAGAAGACGUCGUGAUCGAGCUCACUGACACGUCCGCAGCUGUAGUUUAUGCUUUCCGUUUUACGGUUGCUAGCCACCACGACGUCCGUAAUGUUGCCAUGUUAUCGAUUACGAUCGGCCAUCGUCUAACAUUGCUUUACUGGGCAGGGAACGCUCAAGGCGAUCUAAAACGUUGUCUCUCUUGGUCGAUGUUUGUCCCAUUUUCUCAUGCAGCAGCAGCAACAGCAGCACCGGGCGACUAGUUGCAGUGUCGCCAGAGCACUGCCAUCACCAUCAUACGUACGAUCUAACUUGUGAGAACCCGCAUGCGCAACGCGGUGAAUAAGAAGAGACCGCGAAGGCACAAGAAAUGAGGACCGAUGGGAUUGCUUGAUGCCUGACAAAGGAAAACAGCCGGCCAACCGACAAUGGUGGCCAGGAAAGGAUGGAACGAAUAGUGGUCGAUCAGCUGCUGGAAUUCGAUCAGCAAUUUACAAUAGCUACAUAAUGCAAUGUGAGUUUUCAGUUGUUGAGAUGAGGGCGUACGUAACACUGUUCGUGGGGGUCACUCUAUUAGCUGCAACGGUGACCGCAGCUGGUGAAGAGGAAUUAGCCAGCGCACGGGAGACUAAAUCUGUCAAGGUAGCCCGUUCUCCACGAAUCGAGGAACGUCGUUACAAAUUUCAUAAUUCUAUGAACAAGAACUCUGUCGGUGCAAGCUCGGAGGCCGUAGAACUCAAGGCGCAACAGGAGGUGAGCAAGUUUAUGAAUACGCGCAACCUGAUUAAGACGGCUAUCAAACUAGUCUUUGGUUCCGAUGAAGAGAGCGCAGCCACGUCUCGGCAAAUUUUGAACCUCUUAGUCACAGUUCUUGAUAUGGUGAAGACAACGUUUGGUGCUCGAGCUCGUGCUGCUCACCAGGGCCGUGGACUCAAUGGGGCCCUUGAUGAUAUCACAAUCGCGGGAGCAUCAAUGAUGAAGGGCCUCCUAAAAUCAGCCAUGGCAAAGGACGAGAACUGCAUGCAACGCUUUUUGUGUGAGGCUUCAAAGGAUGCUGUGAAAGAAGGACAUGAACUCGGUUACCUCGUUGCCCAGUUUGGAGGAUAUGCCGCUAGCUACGCGCUGGAGCGCCAGAAAAAUUUAAAAUUCGAUUUUAGCUACAACGCGACUCGUAGUGGCCGCUCCGGUGAUGACUGCUUUACACUUUACCAAACGUGUAACGAGGCGGUUUAGAAUGAUCUGCAUGACCUAUAAUGUUAGCUAAUUCGUCAAUGGAGUUGAUGAUAAUGAAUGUAGUAGAGGUUGCACAGCGAAAGUAGUUCGCACAUACAAGCUGUCAGUCGCUAUUCCUGAGAAAACAGUUUUAUCGUUAGUUUUUACCAAACUACCCGAUUGUAUAAGACUGGCAGUACUUCUCAUCGCUGUGAGCAGCCUUUUAGAGUCUUAAUCGUCGAAACUAUUCAUUUCCGAUUUUUAUGUACCGACAACUGAGAUACAAUAAGUAAGCGCAAACUCCAAAAUUAAAAAAAAAUAUAAAAACCAUCCAUUGCAAAUAUCAAGUCAUCUCUUCACAUACCAGUCAAUCCUAAUGACUACCCUAUUUAUUGCUCCAUUUCACAACUUCAUUUUAUUUACAAGGAGGAAGGAAAAGAAGAUGCAGACAUAUAUCUUAAUUAUUUUAACGGAUGCUGCGAUACAAACGACGAAAAAAUAAAAGAUGAAAAAUGAAACGUA